Molecule: messenger RNA, 1208 nt
Organism: Argiope bruennichi
Lineage: Eukaryota; Metazoa; Arthropoda; Arachnida; Araneae; Araneidae
Product: enkurin domain-containing protein 1-like
Exons: 7
Coding region: 143-1036 (297 amino acids)
Cellular component (GO): cytoplasmic microtubule
Source: RefSeq, a predicted model, not a curated record
CAUUUCUUAACUGUCAAUAACAAACAGAUGCUUUUAUUGACAUAAUGGUGUGUUAUGAAAACACAAUUCCCAAGUUGGUAUAAUUUCGCUGUGGAAAAAUGAAUAUUCAUUAAAUAGCGUAGAAAAUACAGAAUCAUUAGCAAUGGAGUGUGAAGUGCCUCGUAGACCACAUACUGUUGGAGCGUUGCCAAAAGUAUGGACACAGUCCCCAUUAAUCAUGAAUCUUUUAGACGAAAUUGAAAAUGAGGCUAAAGGACCUGUUUCCAGACCUAAAUCGCCACAGAAGAACUAUAUGAAAGAAAAUUUAAAGAGAUUGAAAGAAAUCCAAGCUCAAGCAAAGAAAAAGCUUGCAGAAAAGCAACCUUUGAGGCCUCUUAGAGUUCCCAAUCAUUAUCGUGAAGUACAGUCUAAAAUACUGAUAAAUCCUAGUCAAUCAAAUGGAAAAAAAGCAGAUGAAAAUUUAUACACUAAUCCACCUAAAACUGCUGGUUUUCAUCGAAGUCAGCCUCCUCUUUCUCCUUGUUUAAGACCAAAGUCUGAGAGGUUAAGUGUUCCACAACAGUAUAGGUCCCUUCCUGAUUUAAAUCAAUCUGAAGAUAAUGACCAGAAUUUAGAGAUAGUGAAUAAAGAUAUGAAAACUCCUAGAAGUGAUAUCAUAUCUGAAAAAAAUUCUCAUAGUUUAACUAGUUCAAAAAGAAAACCAGAAAUGCCUCAUCGUUUAGGUCAAAUUCCUAACUACUUAACAGAAAGGAAGAAGCAGUGGGAAUUGGAAAGAGAAAGGCAACUCAAACUUAGAGAAGAAGCAAGUAUUCCAAAAGGUUAUACUUUGCUUCCUGAUGAGGAGAGAAUUGAAACACUAGAACUUUUGAAAAAAAAUCAAGAAGAAAUAAUUCAGAGCCUUGCAGUGUUGCCAGUACGGAAUGACACAGUAAGACUAAGAAGUUACAAAGAAGAAUUAGAGCGUCAAUUAGCAAAAGUAGAAGAAGGUAUUAAAAUAUUUUCAAGACCAAAAGUUUUGAUAAAAAAUGACACAUAGCUAUAUAAUUAAAAGAAAUAUCUUGACUGACUUCUUUAUAUUAUGAGAAACACUCAUAAUGUUUGAAUGUUUUUAUAAUUAUUUAUUGGCAUGUUCAAUAAUGUGUAUGAAUGUUUGAUGUAUUAGCUGUUGGAAGAUAUAGAUGCAUCCUGUUUUUGGUUGUUGUUUAUGA